Molecule: messenger RNA, 606 nt
Organism: Arthroderma uncinatum
Lineage: Eukaryota; Fungi; Ascomycota; Eurotiomycetes; Onygenales; Arthrodermataceae
Exons: 2
Coding region: 1-606 (201 amino acids)
Source: RefSeq, a predicted model, not a curated record
AUGGUCGCUAUACAGACGCAUUACUUGUAUUGCAACCUGGUUUUUGCUGUGGAGCGCCUAUCCCUUCACGUCGACCCCGAUGAAAAGUCCAGUCGCACGGAUAGAAAGCAGGAGUUGAUGGACGCUGCGCGCACUGUCAUUGAGAUUAUUCGGUUCAUCGAAAUCGAGCCUCAUAUGCCUAUCUUUGUUGCCGCCAUCAUGCCAUUGUCAGCAGUCUUCGUUCUUUUUGACUUGGUGAUUCACAAUCCCACUCAUAGAGAGACCGAAAGUAAUGCUGCCUUCCUUGAUCAGGCUGCGACAUACUUUAGUAAACUUGACAGCGCCUCUGAUGGCGCGCUUCCUGGAAGCAUCAUCACAAGCUUUGCAGGAAUCGCGCGACAAUAUAUUCUCAGGCUGCGGGAAGGGGCACCCACACCUACCGCCUUGAAGACGCAGAUGCUCCAGGGAAUCCAACCAAUAUGGGAUUAUGCGCCAGAUAUUGAUUUCAAAGAUAUAGAUGUAGGGAAACCUUCCAUGAUGUUUAAUGUCGCUAACUCCGUCAAAGUUUUCUUCGAUGAGCUCACGACCAAACUAUGCCGAGCAAAUCCCCUGCAGCUCAACGUUUGA